CGAGAAGUAGAAAAGUGGAUAGUAGCAGAUUUCAAUGACAACCAAACAGAGCACAUAGACUGCUCCGAAUAUUGGCCGAAUUUUUGUGAAGAACACCAUGAACAAUUUUUAGGACGACCUGAAUUUAUAAUAAGUCCAACAGACACCACAGUUCCCGUGAAUGGUUCGGUGGAGUUUACUUGCAUGGCGUCUGGAGAUCCAAAUCCGCAAAUCCGUUGGAUGGUGAAUGGAAAGGAUCCUAGCACCUAUUUAGAUGGAGUCAGAAAAGUUUUAAGAGGAAAUCAUAAAUACCGGGACCCGGCACAAUCAGUAAAUUCAUUAUUUGUGAGGGAUUUCGUUACUAUGGCUUCCGGCCUAUUUGAUGGCAAUUCUCUAAACAAGUUAUGGCCUAUGGGCGUAAGUUAG
This is a messenger RNA of Protopolystoma xenopodis, 405 nucleotides long. The record is from the annotation of a GenBank genome assembly. Lineage: Eukaryota; Metazoa; Platyhelminthes; Monogenea; Polystomatidea; Polystomatidae.